Messenger RNA from Panicum virgatum (switchgrass), 1740 nucleotides. RefSeq lists its product as uncharacterized. Gene Ontology annotation, molecular function: nucleic acid binding; zinc ion binding. NCBI's taxonomy places the organism in Eukaryota, Viridiplantae, Streptophyta, Magnoliopsida, Poales, Poaceae. The record is from RefSeq and is a predicted model, not a curated record. The transcript has a single exon. The coding region runs from base 1 to 1740 and encodes 579 amino acids.
AUGUCGGAAGUGGGAGAUCCACCUCCCGUCAUACAAAGAGAAGAAUGCGAGAAGGCAGAAAAUUCAGGCAAGAUGAAAGGAAAAGUUGAUGAUGAUACUGAAGAUAUAUCCGGCAACUCCAACUAUAGCUUUAAGUCGGCUAAGGUAAGGAACAAGGGAAGUACCAAGACCUUCACAAAAAUUCCUUUCAACUAUGAACAUUUGAAUAGCUUGUCUUUUCAAGGCGCAUCUGUGAAUCAAGGGAAGCCUCCUCACUUUGAUGGGACGGUCUAUACCUCUUGGAGACACAAGAUGCGCGUGCAUUUGAUUGGGGUCAACCCGGCCCUUUGGAAGAUUGUGUGUGUAGGUGUGAACAUUCCCGAUGAAGAUGAACUUAUCACACAAGAUCAAGAAUUUGAGAUUCAACACAACAUGCAAGCUGCAUCAAUACUUCUUGGUUCCUUGUGCCAAGAAGAACUUGACAAGGUUGAUGGAAUGGACUCGGCAAAGCAGAUUUGGAAUACACUUCAAUUGAGUCAUGAAGGAACCAAGAAAGUGAGUGAAGGAAGAAUUCGUGCACUCGAAGGAGAACUCAACUGUUUCAUUAUCCGUGAGAAUGAAACACUAUUAGAAAUGUACAAUCGGUUGAACAAGAUAGUCAACAAAAUUAGAGCUCUUGGUGGUGAGAAGUGGAGUGACAGAGAUGUUGUUGACAAGAUCCUUGUUGCAUACAUGGCGAGAGAUGUCAACCUUCCUACCUUGAUUCGCGAGAAGAGAGGAUUCAAGAGGUUCACUCCCGCCGAUGUUAUUGGAAGAAUAGAACAACAUCUUAUCACUAUGAAUGAAGCUAAGCUCACUCAAGAAAUAUCCAAGUUGCAUGAGCAACUAGAGAAGAACAAUGGAGUGGCACUCAAGGCAAGCCAAGUGAACAAAGGGAAAAACACUCUUGGAAGCACAUCUUCAAAAAUGAAAGAGAGUGAUAGUGAUGAUGAUAUGACACUCUUUAUCAAGAGAUUCAACAAAGUUAUGAAGAAGAAUGGAUACUUCAACAAGAACAAGAAGAGAGGCAACAUCAAGAGAAAAUCAAACAAUCCAUGCUUUGGAUGCGGGCAAAUUGGUCACUUCAUUGCUGAUUGCCCAAAUCCAAAGAACAACAACAAAUGUGAGAAGAAAGAGCAAGGCAAGAGCAAAACAAGGCACAUGGGAGAAGCUCGUCUAGGCAUUGAAUGGGAUUCAAGUGAUGAAUCAUCCGAUGAUGAAGAUGUAGCAACCUUUGUUAUGGAAGCUCGUACUACCAAGUCAUCAUUGUUUAGAGAACUCACUGAUGAUGAAGAUGACUUCACUCAUACUUGCUUCAUGGCAAAAGAAACCAAGGUAUCCUCAAGCUCCUCUCCUGAUAGUGAUGAUGAAAAAGAGCAUAGCGAGUUUGAAAACAUGAUAAAAGAACUAGGUCCAAAAGCUACAAAUAAAAUCAUGAAGCUCAUGGUAGAAUUUGAGGGUAGGGAUGAGAUCCUUGAAACUCAAGAAGAACUACUUAAGCUUGAGCGAGAGAAAACCGUAGGCCUUGAGAAAUCUCUAUCCAAAGAAAGGAAGAGUUUCAAGGUGCAAGAGGACUUGCUCAAUGCUAAAGCUGGUAAACUUCUUGAACUUGAGGUGUCUUUAACUAAGGAGAAGGAAGAGGUUGCUAUUUUGAAAAAGGAGUUGUCCUUAGCAAGUGAAACAAUUGCUAGUCUUAAGGGUGUUAAUGAAACACUUCAAUAA